Molecule: messenger RNA, 3066 nt
Organism: Pelobates fuscus (common spadefoot toad)
Lineage: Eukaryota; Metazoa; Chordata; Amphibia; Anura; Pelobatidae
Gene: TMEM230
Product: transmembrane protein 230
Exons: 4
Coding region: 157-519 (120 amino acids)
Biological process (GO): synaptic vesicle transport
Cellular component (GO): endomembrane system; synaptic vesicle
Source: RefSeq, a predicted model, not a curated record
AAAGGAAGUGUUUGUGUCAUAAAAAAUCAGUUCCUGUUUGCUGCAGCAGUUUUGAGUUUUCUAUCAGCAGGGAUUGCUAUGGAUCCACCCAGCAGGUAUAAAGGCUCUAGAAAUUAGUUUUUGUAUAUUUACUUACUGUAACAAACCUUCCUGGCUAUGAUGCCUUCACGGAGUAGUGUAUCUGCUUCAAUACCCAACAGCAAAGUCAAGUACUCCAAACUUGCAGCCACAGAUGAUGGUUAUAUUGACCUCCAGUUUAAAAGAAGUCCUCCAAAAGUCCCCUACAAAGCCAUUGCACUAGCCACUAUCUUGUUCAUGAUUGGAACCUUGUUGAUUGUGAUUGGGUCACUUCUUCUUGCCGGAUACAUUAGCAAAGGAGGCAAUGAGAGGGCAAUACCAGUCUUAAUCAUUGGCAUACUGGUCUUCCUGCCUGGCUUUUAUCAUCUACGCAUUGCAUAUUAUGCAUCAAAGGGGUACAGAGGAUAUUCCUAUGAUGAUAUUCCAGAUUUUGAUGAUUGAACAGAGUCCCUUAAUCCAGCAUUGAAGUACUUGAUCUCUCACCACUUGCCAAGAUGUCUGGUUGAAAUAGGACUAGUGAAUAUAGACUCAACCUUUUGGCUUAAGUUUUAGAAGAGCCUAAUGGAGUACUAAAUACAAAUGCUUUUUCUCUUUGACAAGUACACCCAUGUAAUACCAAUGCUUCCUCUAUAAAUUAUUAUAGUAUUCUUUGGUAAUGUUGCCUCAGGAUUUAUUUUUUAAUCCUUUGCAUGGAUUGUAAGAUUGUUUAAUAAUUUACAGACAAAAGACCCACAAAUGCAAGGUGUACAGAGGGAAGGAACAGAAUCCAAGAUAAAACAUUUCAAGAGUUGCUUUGUAGAAACGAUAUAUAAAGCAUAAGUAUAUAUGAACUUAAUAUAAAGGGUUUCCUUUAAAAGAUUAGAAAAAUGACUGAGUAUUGGUAGUGCAAGAUUUGUAUCCAUGGUCAUUUUUGCUGCUUUUUGAAAUGAAUUAUGGUUUAUGUUCUGCAAUUACCUUUUGAUGGCACAAAUGUUGAGUUCUUUAAAAUGUCCGCUUAUCCCACUGGUUCCCAAACCAGUCUUGGGUAUUUCUCUAUACCCAAGGUUGGUUUGUCUCGAGCACUAGCUUGGGAAUUAUGUAUUUCCAAGUUCAAGUUUUAAAGGCAGAUUUCCUGACUUUAUAUGUAUUCCUUUGUUCAUAAUUGAUUCAAAAUUCAGUUUCAUGUGUUUGAAGAGCUGAUAUUGGCUAUUGAUUUUAUUCAAUAGUGCAUUAACACCAUACAUUGAACAGUGAAUUUCAAACUAUUGAAUUACAGCGCCCAUCAACUGCAGAAACGUAUCAAGGAAACUGGGAUUUGUAGCACAACAAUUUUUUAACACAGAAUUAUGCUGUAUAGUUAAUACCAUUCUAUUUAGGUGCCAUUUUGCAGACAGUCCUAUCUGAUUGCUGUGUUCUUAAAUGAAGAUAAUUCAUGGUAUUUUGUUUUAUUUCUCUGAAUAAAUCAUCAACAGUAUUCUUUUUGUGAUAAAGUGAUUUUAUUUGAAUAGCAUUCAAAGUGCUUUUAUCAAAUUCAUGUUUAGUUAUCAAAUUUAGUAACCGCUUUAAGGUAUGUUUAACUGUAAAAUUUAUAGGUAAACGGUCAUGGCUUACCUGGCUGCCACAAUGUAAUUAAAUAGGUGGGUGUUACACUUCUGUAACACCCACCUCGAGUCCGCCCAUGCUCCUCCUCUGUUCUUUGCCAACCUUCUCUAUGACGCCAACAUGUUGGCUUCGUUGCUGGCGUCUGAACGGAAUGAUUUCACGUCACUCUGUUCCUAGUGCUAGCAGCGCCGCUGGCAGGGAGUUAUCAUAGCUACCUGCUAAGGAAUUGAGAGAGAGAGAGAGAGAAAAAUUAGGAAAAAUGUAAAUAUUUUUUUUUUUUUAAUGGGGUUUUUCUCUUAAUCCACACAUUCGCUAGCAAAACUGCUAAUGUAUAAUAAGGUAUAGCUAGAAGUUCAAGCUCUAAAGUUGUAUAUAUGACUGUUUCUCUUUAAGUAUUCCUUCUUCCAUAAAAACGAAGACUGCUUGAAUGAGCAUCAGGUGGCCAAAAUGUUUUAAAAUUUACAAUCUGGUUAUAACUUCUCACCAGGGCUGUAGAGUGUGUACACAUAACCUUCAACUAUGACUCUUCAACUUAUCUCCAACUCCUUUUGUUCUAUAAGGGCUCACAAUUUCCACUUGCCACUAGUCAUUGGUGAGUAAAACUUUUAGCCCUUGUUAGUAGAAAUUCACACCUGGAUGGUAUACUAUGGCUUGCAGUGGACUGACUAGUAGCAUAUGACUACGAAUGUUAAACUCUGUAUUAUGAUAUUUAGCAUGAUUAUCUUACAAUUUAUUAAAUACACUGACUGACUGAAAAGUCAGCACAUUAUUUGGGGGUCGACUUAUUAGGCAAAUCGAAGAUUAAAUUUAUAUUGCACCUUGACUUACACAGUACGUUUAAUUGGAUUCAGUAAAUUUUUAUUGACUAAAAGGGACACUCUACACCUUUAAAGCACUUCAACUUGUUACUAAACAGUGAUUUUCAUUUCUUUGUAUUUGGGCAAUGGAGUGUCCCUUUAAGUAACCCAAUACAUGCUUCUGACUCCACAACACUGUUUAUAACCUAUACUUAUGCUUAAUUUAAUGUUGGAUGUGAUAUAUCUUUGGUGGUCUUGUGAUGACAUGGCUCAGGUGUUUUUAAAGCAGUAGUAGUUUCUGUAUAACAUAUUUUUAAUAAUCAAGGCUGCCGAUUUUAUUCUUGGGAGGAUUAACUCCGCUUUUAAUCCUGAGGUUGACUAAAGUGUGCACUAAUAACUGUAGCCCAGUGCCUAUCUGAAAAUAAGCAAACAUUUAUUGUUACCAGUUACUUGGAUGGUAAUAUUUUGUGAUUUUCUCUAGUGCACUUCCUGCGUGCCUACUUAACAUGUGGAUGUAAAGAAAAGGGGACAUAUGUUAAGCCUUUUGUUUGCUCUGUCUUUUUGUACUGUUUAUAUUUGAUUAAAAUAUGCUGUUCUCUUUUUCUAUAAA